UGUGGGUGUUACAUGUGCUGGGCAAGAGCCUCUCACCAAGUUGGCCAUGGCAGCACCACCUUCCCACCCGUACCAGGCGCUCGACAUUGACGAAAGGGUGAAGAGAGUGUUGCUCAAGACCCCGCUCAUCGAUGGCCACAAUGACUUGCCGCAGCAACCCAGAGCCUGUUUUCAUGGCAAGAUACACGACAACCCAAAGUUUGACCUCGAGAAGGGUUUCGAGCGGGGGAUGACGGACAUCCCGCGCCUGAAGCAAGGAGCUGUCGGCGGUCAAUUCUGGUCAAUAUGCGUCCCCUGCCUUCGGUCUGCCGAGAACUUCUCCACGGCCGAGUACUCGGACAUGGCCCGUGAUGCAAUUGAGCAGAUUGACCUCACGUUGCGUCUUGUCGAGUCAUACCCACAGACUUUUCAGCUUGUCAACGGACCAGACGAUGUCAAGGCGAUCUACGCCUCAGGGAGGAUCGCAUGCUCAAUUGGCAUCGAAGGACUCCAUAUGGCCGGUAACAGUAUUGGUAUAAUCCGGGCCUUCUACCGUCUUGGCGUGCGAUACUGCACGUUAACACAUGUUUGCAAUAAUGCCUUCGCGGACAGCUCGACAUCCAAGGUUGGCGCCGUGCACGGCGGGCUGUCAAAACUGGGCCGUGCGGCAAUCAAAGAGAUGAAUCGCAUCGGAAUGAUUGUCGACCUCUCUCACGUCUCACAUGAGUGCGCUCGGCAGGUUCUCGAGCUGACCCGUGCGCCCGUCAUGUUCUCGCAUUCCAAUGCCAGGGGCGUGUUCGACUGCGCGCGAAACGUGGCCGACGAGAUCCUAGACAUGGUCCCCGCCAACGGUGGUAUCGUCAUGGUCACCUUUGUGCCGGAACACGUGGCGCACCGCCGCCACGAGGCCAAGAUGGAGAUGGUCAUCGAUCACCUCGUCUACGUCGCGGGCCGGAUCGGCUGGGACCACGUGGGGCUCGGGUCCGACUUUGACGGCAUUGCGUCCGUGAUCCCGGGGCUCGAGGACGUGACCUGUUACCCUCGCCUGCUGGCGGCGAUUCUUGACAGGGGCGCAACAGAGGAGCAGCUUGCCAAGGUGGUCGGAGAGAAUAUCCUCCGUGUGUGGCGAGGAGUGGAAAAAACCCGGGACCAGAUGAAGGAGGAGGGUGUCCUGCCUGUUGAAGAUGUUUGGGAGGACAGAACGUGGUGGAGGUAUGACGGGUACUAUCAGAUGCCCGACCCGGAUCCGGAGGACAAGCUGGGUUUGGAUUGGUAUGGAGUACCGCCUCCCGAUGAAGGACUGUACCAUGAACAAGGGAAGGAAAAUCUCGCAGAGUAAUCCGUAGGGCCAGACCUGUGCGACAACGUGUGGUUGGCAAUGGAAAAGAAAGAGGUACGAUGGGACCUCUCAAGAGAGUCUCUCCCUACACCGUGCACCAUUUCACCUUUCCCAUUGACCAGUCUAGCUGAGUAUGUCGCAAUCACUUGGUCCCGAUGUGACAAAAAUUGACCAACCACUUGCCAAU
Messenger RNA from Microdochium trichocladiopsis, 1505 nucleotides. RefSeq names its product membrane dipeptidase. The transcript has 5 exons. Gene Ontology annotation, molecular function: metallodipeptidase activity. Gene Ontology annotation, biological process: proteolysis. The record is from RefSeq and is a predicted model, not a curated record. The coding region runs from base 47 to 1318 and encodes 423 amino acids. Lineage: Eukaryota; Fungi; Ascomycota; Sordariomycetes; Xylariales; Microdochiaceae.